Molecule: messenger RNA, 2346 nt
Organism: Rodentolepis nana
Lineage: Eukaryota; Metazoa; Platyhelminthes; Cestoda; Cyclophyllidea; Hymenolepididae
Source: the annotation of a GenBank genome assembly
AUGUAUAGUAUUCACGCCUCCCUUCAGAAUGAACUUCUUCUAACAGAACAAUCCUGUCGAUCUCUUAUUAAAGCCAAAACCGAGCUUGAAAACCAAGUUACUAAAUUACGAAAUGAUCUAGCUAUAGCGGAACGUGAUUUGCUUCGGCUGCAGACAUCCAUAGACUCCUAUCAAAUACCUCUCUCUAAUUUUUCUUUCCGACAAUCUUUUUUACCUAUUUCGUUUUCUCUUCCUUUCACAGAAUAUUCGACUCAUGUUGGUUGCACAAUGCAUACCUGUUUUAAUUGGACUGCUUGUCGUCUUCAUUCUCAUAAGUAUUUACGAGUUUGUUUUAGUCAUGGAAGUGUUGUAGGCGAUCAUCAAUUGCACUAUGCUCUUCUCAGAUCUCCUCACUAUUCAACUUCCUGCAGUCAGGCUUGUUUGCGAAUUAUUUUCUCCCCUGUAACUUGUAAUUCUACUUCUUGUUUGUACAUUGGUCCUCCAACUAACUCUCUUCCUCCCAACGUAAUUCGUGCAUCCCCCAUUUAUUCAAAUAAUUUCUUAUUCCGCCCUGGUUUUGAUCUCAUCAUCGCUCCUUUUGGAAAUAGGUCAAAUGAUUCUCUUCUUCCUAUGAUUGUACGGAGGGAGACAAAGUGGUUGCUAGGUGCCUCCUUAGGGACUUCUAACCAUUCUGAAUUAAAUGCUUCAUUCCUAGCAGAUUUGAAUUCUGGUAUCGGAAAAGACGAUCUGGUAAAUAUUAAUCUCGGAACAUCUUCUGAUGGAUGUCUUAAAAACUUUGGAGGUGAUAAUUUUACUCUUUGGCGACCUUGUGAUGACGCCAGCUCUAUCCUGAGUGCUUCCACCUUCUGUCUCCUGAUUGAUAGUAUUCUAGAUAAUGUUCAAGUUUAUACAACUAUUGGAGAACAGUUGGUCGCAUGCCUGUGUAAUGCCGCAAUUCCUGUCUUCCUCUCUCGUGGUGGGGGAAUAGAAUCUCGUCUCUUCCCCUUUUGGGAAAUUCUAGAUUCAAAAUGGCGUAAGGCGGUUGUUUUUCUGCCUCGCCGCAGACUUCCACAUCUUGUUACUGUUCUCAGGAGUAUUGAUGAGAAUACACGGGUUGAGAUGCUACUUCAGGGUCAAGAAAUCUGGAGAAAGUAUCUAAGUUCCACGGAGGCUCAAUUGGCUACAAUCUUCCUAACUCUGAGUGGACGGCUAGGACUGCCCCAACCGCCUGCACCUCUUUAUAGAUCAGCACCAGCUUUAAGUUCUGGACGUUUUCAACCUGAAAGGCUCUAUCAACCAAGACCUGAAGUCCUGGCUCAAGUAGAUGUUGAUGGAUUGUUGGGUCCAAUUGGACCGAAGUGGGACUCUCCUCCACAAUCUUCGUUUGGACCGUUUUUAGCAGCAUUGGGAUCGUUGAAGAUCGAUCAGUUCUGGACCCAUAUUAAUACUCCCUGGAGCUCACCGUUACUUCCAACGGAAUUCCAAUUCAUCAACGUCAUGAAUGCCAGUAACUAUCGUCCAAUCAAUCACAGUGUCGGGAUGGCUGGAAAGGAAUUUGCGGCCAAUAUUGGCGGAAUGCAUCCCUACGAGCAGUUCACUAUUGUCGUUUUAACUUACGAUCGGGAUAGCAUUUUGACAUUGAUGCUAGAGGGUCUUCUUAACUUAGCCUAUCUUCAUUCCGUUGUGGUAAUCUGGAAUAAUCCCAAACCACCAUCGGAAAGCUUGCUCUGGCCCCGCCUUCAUGUUCCUAUCCAGGUUGUUAAAAGUGAGAAGAACAGCCUGAAUAACCGAUUUCUCCCUUACGAUGUCAUCAAAACUGAGGCUAUUCUUAUGCUUGAUGAUGAUGUUACGCUUCGACAUGAUGAGAUCAUUCUCGGUUUCAGGGUAUGGCGAGAAAAUCGCGAUCGUAUUGUUGGGUUCCCAGCCCGAGGUCACUUUUGGUCUGCUGCUAAUCAGAGCUGGUACUACAAUAGUGCUCAUGCAUGUGAAUACUCAAUGAUUUUAACGGGCGCAUCUUUCAUUCAUCGGUAUUAUCUACAUGCCUAUACCAACGAGAUGCCUGCUCAAAUUAGGGAAAUUGUUGAACAGAAGUUUAACUGUGAGGAUAUCGCUAUGAACUUCCUGGUUUCGCACAUAACACGAAAGCCCCCUCUAAAAGUAACGACUCAUUGGUCUUUCAUUUGUACCAACUGUACAUCAACUCUGUACAACGGAGGGUCACAUAUUGCAGUUCGAUCUGAGUGUAUAAAUCAAUUCGAGAGGAUCUAUGGAUAUAAUCCCCUGAUUUAUACUCAGUACCGGGCCGAUUCGGUGCUGUUUAAAACACGACUUCCGCUAGGAAUGGAAAAAUGCUUCAAAUAUGUUUAG